AUGCCACAAACCAGUAGUAGUGAAGAUUCAGAACAUCUACAAGACCCAGACUUUCUCAGCAAUUCUGCAUCAAUGUUCAAUCUUCGAGAUGUUCGUGCAUUGAAAGCAAGUUUCUGCUCUACGCAUGCGAACUAUGUUAUUCCUAGGAGAACUGUCAACGUUCCAGAAGAGUACAUUCUCCCGAAUAUCGACCAUGCUUUGCUCGGAAGGGAAGACCUAGAUAUUAACCAAUUGAGUCAAAAUAACCACAUUAAAACAUUCAUCAACAAAUUGCACAAAGUUGUCAAGAACGCGAGACUUGAUAUAGGAACAAGUGAGGCUUUAACUGAUACAUUGGUGGCUCAUUUGAUAUUUCUUAUUGUCGACUUUAAUCAAUGGCCCUUAGAGGUUAAAUUACAUCCAACAUUCAAAUUUUCCGUUGGCCAUGCAGUUUUGUCAGUAAAAGCCAAAUUUGUAAUUGAUUAUAAAAACUAUUCUAUAUUGGUUGUUGAUGUCCAAAAUACACGUCAAGCUACUAUGACUUAUGAUGUGAUUAUAUUUGUAGUUCGUGUAAUUUCCACUUAUGUUACGUUUUAUCGUUCUGUGAUUCAUAAAGGAUAUUGGGAUGAACUUGGUAUAGGUUGCCCACGACAGCAAUCAAUUACAAUCUUUAGAUGGCCAGGGAAUAGUAGUGUUCCAUUUGUUGGUUUUGAUCUUGCAGAACCGCAUGGAAGAAAAAAUGUGUUAGAAGCAUUAUGCAAGAUUCGUCAAUUCAUUUUAGAGUUAUAA
Molecule: messenger RNA, 768 nt
Organism: Entrophospora sp. SA101
Lineage: Eukaryota; Fungi; Glomeromycota; Glomeromycetes; Entrophosporales; Entrophosporaceae
Source: the annotation of a GenBank genome assembly